CGUAAUCAAUUCAGUAAUCGGUAUAUAUGCAGAAACUGUUGUCCUCGCUCGUUUUCUCGAUAAAAAAUAAAACCGAAGCCACUGGAAUCUACCGGGGGACUCCGGUUAACCCCGAGCCCUAAUCCACAGUAUGUUCCUCUAAAUAAUUAACAUUAUUUUUGGUAUAUUACGGUGUCUCAACUCGAUAAAAAUAGGGUGGAAAAAUUGUGAGGGAAACGGCGUCUCGAAGAAAGGGAUCUUCAAGGAUGUCCUCCGAGGCAGAUGAAUUGGAGAAUAUGGUAUUAAGUUUUCGAGUGUCUGAGCUUCAGAUGCUUUUAGGUUUUGCUGGUAGAAAUAAAUCAGGACGUAAGAACGAAUUGCAGUUGCGUGCUUUGGAAUUAUUGAGACUGCGAUCGCAUCCAGUGCAGUUAAAAAUUCGUGAACUCUAUAAAACAAUUCAGGCAGAUCAGUUAGCUGCCCACCAAAUGUACAGCCAACAAGGCGAUUCUCAAGUAGACGAGAAUAUGCAUCAGAGAAACGAUGAUGGAAGGCAACACCAUAAUAAUCAAUCCUGGAGCAGGGUUCUGCGUCGAGUUACGCAGCAGCAUGGAGGUUCUGGAGUGGCACCUGGAAAGGAUCUACCACCUGCCCAUCAGGCGUCGAUGCCGCAGCCCCAAGUUGCCAGGGCACCUCAGAUUUAUCAGCCCUCGAGUUAUUCGACAGUUACAACUCAGAGAUCGAAUAACAACGUCUAUGCCCCCUAUCCCUAUCCAGGAAAAGUCCUGCCCCCUCCAAUGCAAAUCCAACAGCCAAGUCAGUAUCCUGUGCAUCCAGACGUGAGACUGAAAAAACUACCCUUCUACGAUUUACUGGGAGAGUUACUCAAACCCUCGAGUCUGAUGCCCCAGGGCUCCAUGAGACUCCAGGAGAAUUCAUUCCAGUUUCAUCUAACUCCACAACAGGCGUCUGACAUCGGUACUUAUCGAGACUGCCGACCUGGCUCCAAAAUGGAAUACAUCAUUCAAGUUCAAAUGAGAUUCUGCCUCCAGGAGACCUCCUGCGAGCAAGAGGAUUAUUUUCCACCGAGUGUUCAAGUUAAAGUCAAUGGAAAACAAUGUCCGCUGCCAAAUCCCAUACCCACGAAUAAACCAGGUGUCGAGCCAAAACGGCCACCCCGUCCCGUAAACAUAAGUCCUCUGGUAAAGCUCUCACCCACUGUAGCCAAUACAAUCCAAGUGACUUGGUCUGCAGAUUAUGGCAGACGUUACGCCGUAGCAAUUUACAUGGUUAAAAAAUUAACAAGCGCUGAAUUACUCACAAGACUUAAGAGUCGAAAUGUCAGACAUUCCGAUUACACACGUGGUUUAAUCAAGGAGAAACUCAACGAGGACGCAGACAGUGAAAUAGCAACAACAUCACUACGAGUGUCACUGGCUUGUCCACUCGGUAAAAUGAGAAUGAGUACACCCUCACGAGCUAGCACCUGUUCACACCUCCAGUGUUUCGACGCGUCAUUAUUCCUGCAGAUGAAUGAGAGAAAACCCACGUGGAAUUGUCCAGUUUGUGACAAAACAGCCCUUUACGAUAAUCUCGUUAUUGAUGGGUAUUUCCAGGAGGUGCUCAUGUCGAAGAAGCUAUUGAGUGAUGUGAAUGAGAUACAGCUCCUCCAGGAUGGCUCCUGGGAAAAUCUGGUGACGAAAAAAGAAAAGGACAAAGAUAAGGAGAAGGGGAAGGCCAAAUCGGAUUCAGGAUCUAAUUCACGAGCGAAUGUCGAUGUUGAUACAGUGGAUUUGGAUGAAAGUACCUCAGCAGUAUCAACGAAACCAGAGGAGAAGAAAAAUGCACCUGUCAUUGAUCUGAUAUCCGAUUCAGACGACGAGGAGGAUGAGGGCCCUUCAGCGAAACAAAUAAAAACGUCCAGUAAGAGUGCCUCGAGUCAGGGCACUCCACGGAGAAAUAACGAUAAUGCAAGAAGAGAGAGCGAGUCUCCUGAUCUCCUGGUCAUAAAUCUCGAGUAAAUUCACCGAUGUUCUCACUCUUCAAUUUCAGUUGUCUUUGACACAAGGUAAUUAUGAGAGUGCAUACCAAAGUCGAUUCAUGAAGCACAUAAUUCGGUGAAUGAGCAACUAGAGACAUUUGUUUGUAUUCAAAAGAACAAUUUCAUUUUCUCUUAUUUCGUAAAAAUGUAUGGCUAUUCUUUUCACUUCUAUAAAUAAAAUAUGAAAGUAAUAA
Messenger RNA from Fopius arisanus, 2211 nucleotides. RefSeq names its product E3 SUMO-protein ligase Su(var)2-10 (gene Su(var)2-10). The transcript is spliced from 5 exons. NCBI's taxonomy places the organism in Eukaryota, Metazoa, Arthropoda, Insecta, Hymenoptera, Braconidae. Gene Ontology annotation, molecular function: transcription coregulator activity; zinc ion binding; SUMO ligase activity. The record is from RefSeq and is a predicted model, not a curated record. Gene Ontology annotation, biological process: protein sumoylation; regulation of transcription by RNA polymerase II. Gene Ontology annotation, cellular component: chromatin. The coding region runs from base 246 to 1997 and encodes 583 amino acids.